Messenger RNA from Thermothielavioides terrestris NRRL 8126, 2028 nucleotides. RefSeq lists its product as uncharacterized. NCBI's taxonomy places the organism in Eukaryota, Fungi, Ascomycota, Sordariomycetes, Sordariales, Chaetomiaceae. The coding region runs from base 1 to 2028 and encodes 675 amino acids. The record is from RefSeq and is a predicted model, not a curated record. The transcript has a single exon.
AUGGCCGAGAUCGAGGAGCCGCGCUUCACAACGCUCGCUGAGCGCAUUGCCGCUCUCAAUCAGCAAAAGAACUUUCAGUCUCCGCCGGCCGCUGCUGGCAAGCGGCCACCGCCUCUGCCGCCCCCUGUCCGUGCUCUCACCGAUGACGCGAGCAGGACCACAUCUGAGGCCGCCACGGCCGAAAUAAGUCCUGCUCUUCCUCCGCGCCCAGUUCGGGCCGCUACCGAGAGGUUGCCGCCGCCGCUCCCACGACGGACUGGGGAGCCGGAGAAUGGAGGAGACACUGGAGUGCAGCCCCCGGCGCCUUCACCAGGGCGGCUGGCUCCGCCUCCCCUCCCAGCCCGGAACUCGCCGCAGCCGACUCCCCCAAAGCUGCCCUCGCGGCGCCCUUCGGCGCAGACUCUCUCGGUGCGGCGGAACUCGAAUGCUUCGGAUGUUUCCCUGCUGUCUACCGUGUCUAGUCUCUCUCUUAACCAAACCAAGUCGGCUACAUCCAACGAAGUGCCCCAGGGCCCUACACCGCGCAGGUUACCUCCGCCCCUUGAACAAGCCAAGCUGCCGCCACUGCCCCCAACCAGGCGUGAGCUCGACGCAAAGGCGAAGGAGGAGGCCGAGAAGGAGUCAGCAAGCGCUACGCCGCCUCUUCCGCCUCGGCGCAUUGCUGAACCACCGAGACCCUCGUUGCCGCCUAGGCUCCCAUCGAGACCAGCCAAGCCGCCAGCAGAUGCGCCAGUGGAAGAGCCGGCACCUCCUCUUCCGGCCCGGCGCCUUCCACCUCCUCCAGCGAGCUCCCGGCCCAAGGCAGACUUGGAUAGCGGCUUCCAAAAUGGAGCCCGCAAGCCGUCCCCUCCCCCGGCUCCGCCGCCUGUACCUGUGAGCUCUCGGCCGACCCUUGCCCAGAUCGAUGCUGUGGCGGCGCGCGGUUCUUCUGCUACCGUCCGGCACCCCCCCGCUCCUCCAGCCGCAAGCCGAGACUGCUUGACCUGCCGGGACUUCUCCGCCCCCGACACUCUUGCCUCCCAGCACCCAACAUCCACUCUCCCGCACCAUGACCCCAUCGGCCAUCUCGCCCACGUGCUCUGCAGCCCAUUCUCGUCCCCCACGGACAAGGCGCGCGCAAUCUUCACCUGGUGCCACCACAACAUCGUUUACGACGUGCACGGCUUCUUCAACAACUGCAUCCCGCGCGGCCAGACCCCAGCCGAGACCAUUUUCUCGGGCAAAGCCGUCUGCGAAGGCUACGCUCGCGUGUACGAGGCGAUCGCGACGCGCGCGGGGCUCGCCUGCGUUGUCGUCACCGGCCACGGCAAGGGCUACGGCUUCACGCCCGUCAAAGCCGGCCAGCGGCCGCCCCCGCGCGACCCCACGGGCCACGCGUGGAACGCAGUGCGCAUCGAUGGAGGCGCGUGGAAGCUCAUCGACGCCUGCUGGGGCGCCGGCGCACUGUGCAACAACGAGUACAGUCAGCGCUUCGCGCCCGAGCAAUUCACGAUGAGCAACGAGCGCUUCGGCCUUCGCCACUACCCGGCCGACGACCGCCACUGGUACCGCCGGGACGGCAGGGCCGUCUCGUGGGAAGAGUACAUCGUCGGCCCGGUCGGCGACGAGCCGGCCGAGUGGAUGGGCGAUGCGACGCGGGAGGGGCUCGACGAGAGCAACUUUGCGCCGGCGCAGAAGCGCCUCAGCGUGGGCAGCGGCGGCCUCAUGCGCUUUCAGUUUGCCAAGGUGUGCGAGCAUUGGACGCCGGAGCGGAACGGCUUGGGCAAGCAGAUGCUGUUUGGGCUGAAGAUCAACGGCGUGGACGGGCGCAAGGACGACAUCCUGCCGUUGGAGACCGACGGGUUCUGGUAUUAUGUGGAUGUGAAUGCCCGAGACUUGGGCGCGCCGGGACAGACGGUGGUGCUUGUCGCAUUUGAGACGAUCGACGGGCAGAGCGCGCGGGGGCUGACCAAGGAGGAGUGGUUGCGGCGGAAAGGCCGGUGCGGAUACAGCAUCGCGUUCCUGGUCCGGUGGGAGCUGGUAGCUUGA